Molecule: messenger RNA, 1932 nt
Organism: Paraglomus brasilianum
Lineage: Eukaryota; Fungi; Glomeromycota; Glomeromycetes; Paraglomerales; Paraglomeraceae
Source: the annotation of a GenBank genome assembly
AUGAAAUUCUUGGAUUUUGAAUUGAUUUCUCUCUCAAGAACUACAAAAGCAUGCGACUUAUCUACUAAGAUUGACCGCAUUAUCGAGCUCAUUGACGGUGCAAGUUGUAACGGAGAUGCAUUUUAUGACAUGAAACCGUACUUCAUAGAAGUAAAAGAUAAAAUCAGCGAUCAUUCUCUCACAAUCAACGAGGAACAUGUUCAACAAUUAAUGAAGGCAUUAAGAGAUUGGGAGAAGUUUCUGUUACGAUAUACUAAACCUAAAAUGAGAAUUUUUUUAAUUAAGCUUAAUACCAUCGAACAAAUAAUAAGAAAAACAAAAAAACCAUACGAUAAGUUGAAUACUGCUCUUAGAACUGCCAAUAUAUUUAUGACAAAAGAAUCGUUAGAGUACAGCAGGAUAAGUGAGCGACGUUGUCAAGACUCGUUAACUACAACUGGUUGUGCCAAUGGUGCUUUAUUGUCGAACUGUGACAAAGAAAGCCUGACUAUCAAGCCCGAAUUGGUUAAAUUCGAGUCGCCACCUGAUUCUUCUGAUUAUGGUCCUAUAAAGAUCGCAUAUCAUGAGGAGGCUAACCAGAAUGUUGGCGCUGUAAUGCUUAGAAUCGGACAGGAUUGUGAAAGUGAUAUUCAGAACAAGCUUUCUAAGGACUACAAAGCAGCUUAUAUUAGCUCCAAACUGAGUGCCGAUAACGAUUUAUUUGCGAGAAAUUAUGGUGUCUUACUUUAUGAAGGAAUUUACUACGUAGUCAAAGAACUGCCAGAGUUGGGAACGCUACAUGAUUACUUUACAAAGUACAACAACGUUUGCUGGAACAAAAGAAUAACAAUGGCAUCUCGCCUGGCAAGUGCGGUUACUAUUUUGCAUAGUAAGCGUAUUCUGCAUCAUGAUAUCCGUAGUUGCAAUGUUUACGUAGAUAGGUCACACAACGUCAAACUAGGAAACUUUUAUCAUAGCAGAGAAAUAUCCGAUACCACGACAACUCUCGCUGACGAACACGACCAUGUCAGAUGGCUGUGUCCUGAAAAAGUGAAAGAUAGCAAUCUCGAAUACUCAAUGUCUGCUGAUGUUUACAGCUUUGGCAUUUUAAUGUGGGAAAUUUCGUCUUGUAAAAUUCCCUUCGCGGACAAAACUAUCAACGAGGUGUAUUAUAUGUUAAAGAAUUCUGACGAAGUUGACGCACGCCCACAAAUUGUUGAUGGUACACCUGAGAAAUACCAGAAAUUAAUGCAGGAGUGUUGGAGCAAAGACCCUAAGAGUCGUCCGUCAAUGGAUUCUGUUGCAAACCGACUCAAGAGUCUUGAGCAAGAUUACGAAAACAGCAACCGAGAAAUUCCAACCCAAUUUAUCGAAUCCACACAUUCUAACAUAUCAAUUCAGAGCGCGCUUAAUUUACAUAGACAAAAAAAUUACAAAGAAGCCUUUGAACAGUUCAAAUUACUUGCGGACGAUGAUGAAAUCUCCAACUCGGCUGAAGCAAACUAUCGUGUUGGUUUAUACCUUAUUGAUAAAAACGUCGACUAUUACCCGAAAGAUCCCCAAACAGGAAUAGUAUAUCUCAAAAUGGCAUCAGAACUGGGCAGCACCAAAGCUCUUCAAUAUCUUGCUCAAUACAAUAUGGCUAAUGCGUUAAAGUUACGAAAACAGUUAAAAGAUGCGGGAGAUGUUGAAGGUGCAGAAAGAGUGGAACAAGAAAUGAAGUCAGAGUGUUUGCCUCCCUUUUUGAAAGGUGCAGAACUUGGCAAUUAUCGUUGUAUGAAAGAUUUAGCUGAUUACGGAGCAAAGUUAGGAGAUAAGGAGAGUUACAAAAAAGGGGUUCAAAUGCUGAAAAGCGCUCUUACACUACUAACUAAUUACGAGGACUCAAACAUAAUUCAUAACUUUUUGAAAAAGUUACAACAAGAGCAUGGUGAUAAAUUUGAUCAAGUUUAG